Messenger RNA from Peniophora sp. CBMAI 1063, 3834 nucleotides. The record is from the annotation of a GenBank genome assembly. Lineage: Eukaryota; Fungi; Basidiomycota; Agaricomycetes; Russulales; Peniophoraceae.
AUGCGCUCAUUCGGCCCAUCCUCCUCCUCAAAACCUCGCGCCGGCAGGCGUGGCGGCGGCCCCAAUCGCGGAGGCGGCCGCCAAUCCUCCUCGCAAAAGCCUCACCCACCUCGAGCCCACGACGGUCGUCGGUCCUUGCCGGCCGAUGACGAUCCCAUUCACGACGAGACAUGGAUGAAAUCCAAUUACCCCGGCGUCUACCUCAAGGACGUCUGGGCCACAAAUCCCAAGUCCACUGUCAUCAACUGGGCACAGAACCAGGGCAAGGAGCGACCCGAGUUCACGCACGAGACUGUGCUGCUGCACGGUCAUACCGGCACCAGAUGUACACUCGAUCUCAAGGCUGAGCCAUCUAUCAUCGGUGUAGGAGACGCAGCGAAACGAGGAGACGCAGAGAAGCUGGCCGCGCUCGACGCCGUUUAUCAGCUGGCCAAGAUCCGUGCAUUCGACCGACCCAAGGUGUCUAGAGCUGCACCCGGAGCAGAAACCGUCAAGCUCUCGAAUGGCGAGGUCAUCAACUACGAUAGGGCGAGACAAUUCAUGGACUAUUACUGUCGGCGCUACAACUUUGGGAAGCCCGAUAUCAACUACAGCGAGGUCAAGAGCGCUCGCAAGGCGCCUUCCACCUGGGAAGCCGUCAUGAUGGUGGGCGGCCGUCGUAUCGGCAUUGGCACGGGCAAGAAUAAGAAGGCGGCGCAGACUCAAUGCUACAUUGAUGUCACGCAAUAUCUGGAGAGCUGUGAUGCCGACCUUUGGAAAUCUUUCGUCGAAGCGUCCGCUGCGGGCAAGGAGCUGGGGCUGGCUCCGCGUGUACACAUGGAUAUCGACGAUCGCUUGGAGGACGAAAUUCGCGAUAUCGGAUACGAUGUUCGUAAGAGUACCCUGUACGAGAAUCGCCCAAAGAACAAGUCCCCGGCUGCCGCCGCUGCCGCUGCCGCCGAGGCGAACACCCCACGCUACAAGGCACCCACUCCUGCGAAAUUCCUCGCCGACAAAUCGCAGCGCCUCGCCGACAAGCACAAGGCGUAUCUUACGGAUCCGAAGAUGGAGAAGAUGCGUGAGGCCCGAACGUCGCUUCCCGUGUACACCCGUUCAGAGGCGCUUCUCAACCACAUACGUUCCAACGAAGUCACCAUCUGCAUGGCAGCGACGGGUUCGGGGAAAACUACACAGAUCCCCCAGCUCAUCCUCGACGAGUACAUCGAUCGUGGAGAAGGCGCGAAGUGUAAUAUCAUCUGCACACAACCUCGUCGAAUCGCGGCUAUCAGCGUCGCUCAGCGUGUCGCCGCAGAACGCGGAGAGACCGUCGGAAAAGGCUCAAUUGGCUACCAGGUUCGCUUCGAGGCCCAGCUCCCUGAAGAACAUGGCUCCGUCACGUUCUGCACGACGGGUAUCUUCCUCCGUCGAAUGCAGUCCGCUUUACAGGAAGCGGGCUCGUCACGCGGCCUGAACAUGGAUGAUGUGACGCACAUCGUGGUCGACGAAGUGCACGAGCGUGACGUCGACACGGAUCUUCUGCUGGUGGUAUUGAAGCGCCUGCUUGCGGACCGUAAGGCGAAGGGGAAGCCGCUGAAGGUCAUUCUCAUGAGCGCCACCGUCAAUGCGACACUCUUUCAGCAGUAUUUUCCUGACUCCGCAGGGAAGCCGGCUGGCCUCAUCGAGAUUCCUGGUCGCUCGUUCCCAGUCGACAAACACUUCAUGGACGACUUCGUGCCCGAACUCGCUCGCGACUCUGCGCAUUCAGCUGUCUUUCGUGAUCCAGCCGUUGCUAAGUACAUCCAGCAAGAACUUCCGAAGCAGGCAGCCCACAUCUUGCGAAACGGUCCGGCUAUCCAGAUCAAUGAUGAUGAUCAGCUCGCAGAUAUCGACAUCGACCUCCCGUUUCCGCUCAUCGCCCUCACCGUAGCGCACGUCAUGAAGAAGACGGAGGAUGGUCACGUCCUUGUCUUCUUGCCAGGUUGGGACGAAAUCCAGAACGUCAAUCGCGCCUUGUCGAAUACGGCUUUCACGCAAGGCCUCAAUUUCCUGAACUCGAAAGAGUACUCCAUACAUCUCCUCCACUCUUCCAUUCCUGUAGCCGAGCAACAGAUCAUCUUCGACCCUCCACCGGCCGGCGUUCGCCGCAUUAUCCUGUCUACGAAUAUCGCCGAGACGUCCGUCACGAUUCCUGACGUUGUCUAUGUCGUCGAUACCGGCAAAAUCAAGGAGUUGCGCUACGAUCCUCAGCGCCAUAUGUCAUCGCUCAUCUCUGCAUGGGUUGGCUCCUCCAACUUGAACCAACGUGCAGGCCGUGCUGGACGUCAUCGCCCCGGCGAGUACUUUGGUAUGCUCAGCCGUCGCCGUCACGAUACGCUCUCUCCGCACCAACUCGUGGAGAUGCAACGCACCGACCUUACCAACGUCGUUAUGCACGUCAAGGCCCUUGACUUCCCUGGCAUGGCUGUCGAAGACGUUCUAGCUGCGACAAUCGAGCCUCCCAGGGCCGAGCGCAUAGCAGCGGCAAUGGAAGACCUUCGGGUCGUCGGCGCUCUCGAUGAGAAUCAGAACCUCACCUCGCUCGGACGCGUACUGCUUCAACUGCCCAUCGAGGUUGGCAUUGGUCGCAUGGUUCUUUUUGGUAGCUUCUUUCGCUGUUUGGACCAGGCCGUUUCCCUUGCAGCCAUCAUGACGAACCGCGACCCAUUCGUGACCCCGGUGCUUGUAAAGGCGCAAGCUCAGGCGGUCAAAGAUGGCUGGACACCCAUGGAGUAUCGCUCUGAUCUUUUGGCAACUCUUCAGGCAUUCAAUACUUGGUCGGACUUGCACAGUCGCGGCCGCUUCCAUGAAGCUCAUCGGUUCGCUUCGGACAAUUUCCUGUCCAAACCCACGCUGCUGCAAAUGUACACGGUUAAACGCCACCUACUACAUUCGCUCUACCAGUCAGGUGUUUUGGACAUCUCCGCUGCUGGUCGCGCCGACGUCUACGCACGAGGCAAAGAGGUCAUCGUCCCAGCCGAGCUCAACACCAACGGCGACUCGCUCCCACUUCUGGUUGCACUCAUUGCGUCAGCUUCGCAACCAAAGUUUGCCAUUAGGACGAGCCCCCAGUCAUACCGUACACAACGUGACAAGAACGUCAUGAUCCAUCCCUCUAGUGUGAAUCACCGUAAACGCGAUGGAACCCCGCAGGGCUCUACGGACGGCGCAUACAUCUCGAAGCAGAUCAUCGCGUACCAAGAAAAACGGCAGAAUACUUCGGCGGUCGGAGUAACUGCCGCCAACGCGCCGAUGUAUCUCAUGACUACGACUCGCCUCGAUCCGAUGACAUACGUCCUCUUCGGGGCGUACGAUAUCAAAGUUACCGAUCGUGGCCUGGAGUGUGAUGACUGGUUACCCAUUAGCGGCAACCUCUUUGCGCUGGACGACCUCGCUCGUCUCAAAAUCAUGAUUGAGCAGUGCAUGCUGCGGGUCUUUGAAGGCCUGCUUCUCCGCCGCCAGAAGAACAGACCACGACGAUUUGCGCCCGUAGAGCCACGGGAUGAGGAAGAGUCCGGCGACGAAGAAGAUCCGUCGAACGUCGCGCCAACGCCGCUCUCGGCGAAGGAGGUGCAGGAGCUUGACUAUCUGACGAAGGACAUUGUCAGCAUCCUCAAUCGCUUCGGCGAAGAUUUCUUGGCCUCGCAAAGCCGCGCUAACUCGCGCCCUGGUACGCCACAGGGCUCGCCCUCGCUCGGGUCCAUCCGCUUGCCUCGCUCAGGUGCUUCUACCCCAUGGGGACCAGGUACAAUGUCUGCAUACAAUUCUCGGCCCGGUACUCCUAGUGGCCUCUCGCGGGCAUACAACAGAUCUUCAUAG